Portunus trituberculatus (swimming crab) is the source of this 2124-nucleotide messenger RNA. RefSeq names its product 39S ribosomal protein L51, mitochondrial-like (gene mRpL51). Gene Ontology annotation, cellular component: mitochondrial large ribosomal subunit. Lineage: Eukaryota; Metazoa; Arthropoda; Malacostraca; Decapoda; Portunidae. Gene Ontology annotation, biological process: translation. The transcript is spliced from 4 exons. The record is from RefSeq and is a predicted model, not a curated record. Gene Ontology annotation, molecular function: structural constituent of ribosome. The coding region runs from base 443 to 994 and encodes 183 amino acids.
GGCACGGGGCAGCAGCCUUGUCGCGUAUUCUCCCACCCUCCCAGGAACCUGUGAAGCGAUACAAACCACAUAACAGGUCACAACAACAAGAUAAGAAGAGUUUCCACUAUGACCCAUUGUUACUGAUAUAUGUUCAAGUCUAAAAGCAUAUCGACAAUUAUUGAACCAGAGGCUGACCGUGUUAAUCCCUCAAUCUCUCUUUUUUUUUUCUCUCUCUCUCUCUUUUUUUUUCUGUCCAAGGAAAUAAUGUUAUCGAGUGUAUAAAGUGCAGUGUGUGUCCUUUGAUAAUGACAGCCGUUGUAUUGAUAUGGUUAAGUCUUCGGCAAGAGAAUGAAACAAGGCAGCGGUGAGCAGUGAGCGAUCGGGACACUGUAAACACGCCAGCCACCACCACCACCACUGCCAGCCAGCCGGGCCUCCCUGCACUCUGCCCACCGGAGUGAUGGCCGCUGCAGUGAAGAGCCUCCUGGGGGCGCUGAGUCGAGUAGCCACACCUUCAUAUGGAGCGGCGGUGACAGCAGCUGCGGCAGCUCGCAUGUCCCAGGGGUGGGCGCCACUGGUGACAAGUGUGCGGCAUCGCUACCACUGGCAGAAGAUGGAGAAGGGACCCCUGCUGAGGAAUUAUGGCGAAAAAGAGCCUCUACAUAACAAAGGACUCUUGCCGCAUAUGGAGCACCACAAGAGGCUGCCCAUACCUCUCUUCCGCCCCAAGAACAACUGGGCAGAAAAGCGAGCACUGUUUGGCCAGAACGACUACAUAGACAUCCUGGGGCCUGGGAACCUGCACCCCACCAAAACAGCUUACAGUGUCCCGGCGUGGCUGCGAGGCUUCAAGGGCAACGAGUAUCAGAUGCUGCUCAGGAAGAAGAAGAUGUUUGGCCGGCAGAUGGGCAUCUACCGCCCCACAAAGAGGAGGGAGAUGGAGAAGCGUAUUGUCUGGCUGUACAAAUUCCUCAACUUUAAGACCAAGGAUUACAUGUGGAAGAAAGCUUAAUGGAAGUGUGUGUGUGUCUACGUGUGUGUGCGCGUGUGUGUGUAUAGAAAGAGGGUCUAUAUUUAAUUCUAGCAGACAUAUGAUAGCAUUAAGGUACAUAAUACUCAAGCAUUUUUUGUCUUGACUUGGCAGGGUGUACUGAUAAUGACAUGCAGUAAGACCUCCAUAAGUCAGCAUGAUGGAGGGCCAGCCUUUGUUGUCCAGGUGGCAGUAUGAGGCAUUCAAGAAUAUGAACCAGAUAUCAAAAGCUUUGUAGGAUUUGAUAAAUAAAAGGGAUGUUUGUAUGUAUUCAUUGAUAGGUCAGUUUGCUAUACUAAAACUCAUCCGUACCUACCCAUAGGGCGUUGGCCAUGUCUGCUGUGAGACUAUGCCAAAUCUCCAAUAAAAACAAACUACUCACUGUCCUGUAAUCAUAGCAUUAUCAACAAAACGUUCUCAGAACAUUCAGAAACCUUAAUUAAGUGGUAGAUGAUAUAAAUAAUUGUCAUAUACGAAAAUAAAUUAAGCUAGUUCAUAUACAUGGACGGUGAUGUGUCAUAUCAGGUCAGGCGACGUUGCCACUCACAACCCAUGUGGAAAUUCCCGGGGAGGUUGGUGGGGUGAGUCAGGUCGCCACACAUGUCGCUUCAUUCCUCCGGUCACCACCAUGGAAGGACCCCCUGACACUUCCCCGUCAUACACUGUCUUGCGCAGCCAGACCAAGGCAUUCAUAUUCCGCCUUAAUAGAUAUUUCUUGCAAGAGAAAGCAAAUCGGGCAACACUCUUACCUUUAACUCAAGCAAGGAACCACUCAAUAUAUUACUGUGUUUCUACUCGUAUGUGCACUUAUUUGACAAACAUGUAAAUUAUUUGUCUCAUUUUCAUGCAUAUAACCAGAAUCUUUAUUGCAUUUAAUGUACUAUAUAGCUGCAUAGGUAUUUGGGUCUCUUCUGACUUCUUUUAGUGAAGUAGAGAACGAUCAUCACUCCAUUUUCUUUGAAGAAGGUACUGGUAUAGCAGUGGCAACAUCGCACCCAAGAGGAGCCACACCUUAUGGGUAGCUACGGAUGAUUUCUACUAUAGAAUGCCUGUUGUUAGAGAAUGGCUAAAGAAUCGUAUAUAUAAACUUGUCAAUAAAACAGUCACCUGUU